CAAAAGCUCAUCACCAGGGAACGCGUUUGUGGAGAUGUGGAGGCUUGUCAGAAGCCCUAAUGCCUGACACUGGGUGCCCCUUCCUUUUUUUUUGCUAUCCUCGAGGAUACCGUGCUGCACCAAUGUCUCCAACGCCUUUGCAACCCCGUCGCCCUGUUUUCUCUUCAUGCGCCUGCACAACGGAGGACGAGCGACUGCAAGCGACAGGGUUGCUGUGUGCCGAAGAUCGUGUGUGCCAAACCAAUGGGCUUGUGCACCACAUGGCCGGUGUGAACCGUGGCGAUGGCACCCAUGCUGCAGCAGGGUAUGGUUGCGAAGAACGUUGAGAUUGCGGACUGGCUUUGUGCGUAGCGUGGCUGACAGGAUGAACUGCCCCGACGCCACAGUGCCAUUUCUCCGUUUUGUGGAGGCACCUACAAUGAGCGCGGAUGAUGUUGUGAAAACCAUGCGGCACCUGGUACAGGAGCGCUGUGCGGACGUGAAGUUGCUAGCAGCGCUUUCCAAGAGGUUCCACAGCUAUGCGGAGGAGUUUUUUCCACCGCAAAUUGAGGAGUUGGUAGGUCAUUUUGCUACCCUUGGAUACACGGACGCUCACCUACGUCAUGGCACGCUAGGACGCCUGCAGGAUGUCACUUCUGAUGCCUCUCCGCGAAGGGUGUUGCGGCUCAUGCGUGCAAUGACAACACUUCGUUGGCCAGCCAAGGAAUGGUUCCCAGAUGCAGUGCGACCAGCCCUACGUCGGCAUUUGCCAAACUUUCAUGAAGGCAUCCCUUCGGCGCUGAUAUUUUUACAGGAUAUGCGAUGGAAGGACGCUGAGUUGGAAGAGCUUUUGCUCACGCAAGGCUUCAUUGUUGCGGAGGAAUUGGGAGAUGUUUAUCUUGCACGAGUGCUAGAAGCGUGGUCCCGAAUGGGAUCAACUGAUCCUGAAGCUGUGGAUCGCUCCAAGCAGAUGGUGCACAAUAUUUGUGCUGGGGUCUCAUCAGAUCUCAUCAGUAUAGAGACAAGGAUCCAGGGCCCUGGUGCGCAAAAGCACAGAGAGCUUGGGCAUGACCUGCGAGAUGCGUUGAAUGUCCUUGCCACCUUGACCCGCAUGUGUCCAAAGUCCCAAGAACGAUCUACAUUGGAGGCCCAUCUCGCAUCCCAGCUGAGUGCCGUCAACUCUACGGAGGCCAUGCUAGCUUUGCAAUGGCUCCAAAGGUUGGCAUUGGACAGUGCUCCGAUCUGGAAAGCCUGUGCUGAGGUGACUGAGCUGGCCCUGGAGGAGAAGAACUUUGUCCGCGAUCACUUCGCUCAUGCUGUGCACUGCUUGGCAUCGGUGGCUGGUGAGCAGACACAGGCGGCCUUGAUCUCUCAGUUGAUUUCAUCACCGGAGGUCAAACACGGAGCUCCUCGGCUGUCGGCGGAGAAAACUCUGCAGGUGUUGCACGCGGCCAGUAUGAUGGAUCUGAAGGACUCGGUCGUGGCUGACUGGGAAUCACAAGCAGCACGCUUGGCGCGACAGAUGUCGCUUCCAGACCGACGAACCCUGCGCAUUAUCUCCGAUGCACGGCCAACCGCAUCCAAGCUAAAGACCGCCAUGGCCCAACUGCCAAUUGCUCACUUACCGCCUCUGAGGGUGUCUCCAGAGUCUGAUGAGUUAGAAGCAGUCCAGAUUGGUGGCGAUGUUCUACUCCAGCCCAAAGGAGGUGGCAAGGAGGGCAUCAAAUACAUGGGCCAUUGGGACAGCUUGGUGGGAAGAGGAAAGCCUAAAGGCCAGAGCUCCCCAAGCUGUCAGCUGUCCAUCAGAGCGAAAAGGAAGGCCAAAUGCAAGCCUGAAGCCACCAACACUGUGGCGAGCACAUGUGAAGUGGAGCGAAUGAGGAAGGUCAAAGAGCCAUUCCUGGACAUGUUCGUGAGCGCUUUGACCAAGGGUGAUCCUGAUCCUAGUGAGAUGGCCUGGCAUUUGACUUGGAGGUGCAUUGAUGCCUGGAGAAGUGAUGCACCAGCAGCUUGCUCGCUUAUGCUGUUCAGUGAGGCCUUGCCUGGCCAUGUCAACCUUUGUGAUGUGCUGGAGGCAAUCGACUACCAUCAUUACGUUCGUGGUGAGAUAGGCAGCGACCGUUGGGAAGAGAGGCGUGUUAACGCUCAUGAGCUGCUGGAGAAGCUCAAAAAUGUGGAGGUGUCUCCUCGCAGCUUCUCCGUGCUUCACAGAGCAGUCAGCGUUGCUUGUGCCUGGAAGGAUGGCCCUUCAGAAGAACUGAAAGCGCUCUCCUUGGCCACGGCAAAAGCAGUUUGCCAACGUGAUCCUGAGGGUGCCUGUCCAAUAUGCCUUCUUGGCUGGCAGCCAGAAGACAGUGUGCUGGUGCUGUCCUGCAACCAUGUCUUGCACGUGGACUGCUUCUGGAAGAUGAUAACGGCAGCCGGCUCUGAUGCCUUGCGAGGAUGCUGCAGAGUUUGUCGCACGCCAGUCUAUUGGGGCCCUGUUGCGCGCAGCAACCUUCGUUGCACGCUUGCCAGUGCACUGGCAGCAGCACUGGUCAGGCAACAACGUGCUGGAGGUGGGCUGACUCAAGCAGAUGUCACAGAGUAUUGCUCACGUGUGAGUCAGGAAAUAGGGGACACCUUUGAGCAAGUGUGGAUGGAAGUACCCCACCAGCUCUUGAAGGUUCAGCACAAAACGUCCCUACCAAGUCGCGAGAUGGCCAGUUUGCAGAGGCUAUUUGAAACAUUACCUCCGAAUCCAUUUUAUGCAAAUCUUGAUCAAAUAUUGGAAAUGGAUUAUUAG
Messenger RNA from Durusdinium trenchii, 2764 nucleotides. The record is from the annotation of a GenBank genome assembly. Lineage: Eukaryota; Dinophyceae; Suessiales; Symbiodiniaceae.